This is a messenger RNA of Maudiozyma saulgeensis, 864 nucleotides long. Lineage: Eukaryota; Fungi; Ascomycota; Saccharomycetes; Saccharomycetales; Saccharomycetaceae. The record is from the annotation of a GenBank genome assembly.
AUGUCCAAGAUACUUUCGCAAAAGAUUAAGAUUGCCCUAAUUCAAUUAAGUGGUUCGUCACCAAACAAGAAAGCUAAUCUUGAAAGAGCCGCUACAUUUAUUGACAAAGCACUUGUUGAACAACCAGAGACCAAAAUUAUCGUCUUACCGGAAUGUUUCAAUUCUCCUUACUCAGUUGAUAAAUUUAGAGAAUAUGCAGAAAUAAUUUCACCUGAAUCUGAAUCUGUUUCCUUCUUAUCAAAAUUAGCUGCGAAAUAUAAGAUAACUUUAUUUGGUGGUUCAAUCCCUGGAAUUGAUCCUAAGACUGAUAAAGUAUACAAUACCGCAUUAAUCUUCAAUGAAACUGGUGAAUUAAUUGGUACACAUCGUAAAGUUCAUUUAUUUGAUGUUGACAUACCAAAUGGUAUUACUUUCAAAGAAAGUAUUACUUUAUCUCCAGGUGAAAAGGAAACUACAGUGUCUACACCAUAUGGACAUGUUGGUGUUGGGAUUUGUUAUGAUAUGAGAUUUCCUGAACUAGCAAUGAUUAGUGCAAGAAAAUAUAAUUCAUUCGCUAUGAUAUAUCCAAGUGCCUUCAAUACAGUUACAGGUCCUGUGCAUUGGCAUCUAUUGGCUCGUGCUAGAUCUGUUGAUAACCAAAUAUAUACAAUUCUUUGCUCUCCAGCAAGAAAUACAGAGAGUAACUAUCAUGCUUACGGUCAUUCUUUGGUUGCUGAUCCAAAGGGUAAUAUUAUUGCCGAAGCUGGCAUCGAUGAAGAGAUUGUUUAUGCUGAACUAAAUCCAGAAGCUAUUGAUGAUUUUAGAAUGUCAGUUCCUUUGUAUAAACAAAGAAGAUUCGAUGUCUAUCCUGAUGUCAGUAAAUAG